CCCUUCCUAUUGGCGGGAAACUGUCUUCCUCUCGCGCCUUCUCAGAUUCCUCCCUCUAAAUAUCUCUCUGUUUCGCUCUUCUCCCGAACAAACACCCAUCCAGCGAUGCCUCCCAAGCGCAAGUCUCCGGCGGCGGCUGCCCCAGCGGCGGGGUCCCCGAGGAAGACGCGUAGCAUGGCCGCCGCUGGGAAGCGGGGAGCGGAAGCUUCUUCUGCGAAGAGGGCGCCGGCCAAGAAGGAGCCGGCGGCGGUAACGGCGGCCGCGGAGCAGAAGGAGGGGAAGAGGGCCCCCAAGGAGGAGACGGUGACUGCGGCCGCCGAGCCUAAAGGGAGGAAGCGGGCGAAGAAGGAGGCAGAGGCGGUGGUGGAGGAGGAUGGCGGUGAUGUAGCGGAGAAAGGGAAGCGCGUCAUUGUCGAGGCUUGCACUCAGUGCAGACAGUUUAAGAUCAGAGCUCAGAAGGUGAAGGAGGAUCUGGAAAGUUCUGUUCCUGGUGUUUCUGUGAUAAUCAACCCUGAGAAGCCACGUCGCGGCUGCCUUGAGAUACGUGAGGAAGGUGGUGAAGUGUUCAUAUCACUGCUGAACAUGCCACGCCCCUUCACUCCAAUGAAGAAGCUCGACAUGGAUGAGGUUAUCAAGGACAUUGCCAAGAAAAUAUCCUAAUUUAAGUUGGCUGGCCAUGGAUGGAUGGCACCAUUUUUGUAAGCUUUCAAGUGUAGCUUCGUGUAAGGACACCAUCAAUGGCUCUUGUAUUGCAUUUGCAAUGUCUCCGUAGAAUGUGGAACACUGGUUCGGUCAUGUGUCCAAUGUAGUUAAGACAUUUCGAAUUGCUACCUGUGGCAAUUGAUAAUGAUACUAUGCUAGGGAGCCUUUCUUUA
Molecule: messenger RNA, 875 nt
Organism: Phragmites australis (common reed)
Lineage: Eukaryota; Viridiplantae; Streptophyta; Magnoliopsida; Poales; Poaceae
Exons: 4
Coding region: 106-660 (184 amino acids)
Cellular component (GO): Golgi apparatus
Source: RefSeq, a predicted model, not a curated record